AAGUUUUCACUAUACACAAGUAGAAGUUAGGCUUAACCCAAAGUUAACCGAAUGGAAAUAACCUUAAGUCUCAACUUAAGAAGGUUUUUAUGGUACUAGAAAUGAAGUCAGCUUUGAGUUCAGAUCUGGUCUUCAGUGAAGAAGACCUGCCAUAUGAAGAGGAGAUUUUAAGAAACCCUUUUUCUGUAAAACACUGGAUGAGAUAUAUAGAAUUUAAGAAAGAUGCCUCAAAACAAGCCAUAAAUGUAAUCUAUGAAAGAGCUCUUAAAGAGUUACCUGGAAGCUACAAGUUAUGGUACAAUUAUCUAAAACUUAGGAAAAACCAAGUGAAAAAUCAUUGCAUAAUAGAUCCAUCAUAUGAAGAUGUGAAUUUUGCAUUUGAACGUGCCCUUGUGUUCAUGCAUAAGAUGCCUAGAAUAUGGCUUGAUUAUUGUCAGUUUCUUAUAGAUCAAUGCAAGAUAACAAGAACGCGACGAGUUUUUGAUCGUGCUUUACGUGCUCUUCCGAUUACUCAGCACCACAGAAUUUGGCCUCUGUACCUUUCUUUUGUAAAAAAACAUGAAAUUCCAGAAACAGCAGUCAGAGUAUACAGACGAUACUUAAAGUUAACUCCUGAAAACACAGAAGAGUACAUUGAAUAUCUCCGUUCACAGGGUCGGUUGGAUGAAGCAGCACUCAAGUUGGCAGAGUUGGUUAAUAAUGAAGAUUUUGUUUCAAAAGAGGGGAAGUCCAAGCACCAGAUGUGGAAUGAAUUAUGUGAUCUGAUAUCAAAAAAUCCUGAUAAGGUUCACUCAUUAAAAGCAGACUCUAUCAUUCGUGGAGGGCUUCAACGGUACACUGACCAGCUUGGUAAGUUAUGGAACUCAUUAGCAGAUUACUAUAUUCGGAGUGGAAACUUUGAGAGAGCUCGAGACAUCUAUGAGGAAGCCAUCCAAACAGUUUUGACUGUCAGAGAUUUUACACAAGUUUUUGAUGCCUAUGCUCAGUUUGAAGAAAGGCUAAUCAGUGCAAAAAUGGAAACUACGGUUAAUUCCAACUCAAUAGAAGAGGAUGAUGAGCUCGAAUUAGAGUUAAGGCUGGCUCGAUUUGAAGACUUAAUGGAUAGGAGACCAUUACUGUUGAACAGUGUGCUGCUUCGUCAGAAUCCUCAUAAUGUUCAUGAAUGGCAAAAACGUGUAAAACUUCUUGAAGGGAAACCAAGAGAAAUAGUGAAUGUUUUCACUGAGGCAGUUCAGACAGUAGACCCCAAGUUGGCCACAGGAAAACUUUAUCAACUUUGGGUUUCAUUUGCUAAGUUUUAUGAAGAAAAUGGGCAAAUUGAAGAUGCUAGAGUCAUCUUUGAAAAAGGAACUCACGUUGCUUACACUAAAGUUGUAGAUUUAGCAGCUGUGUGGUGUGAAUGGGCAGAGAUGGAACUGAGACAUGAAAAUUAUGAGGGUUCUUUAAAGCUCAUGGAAAAAGCAACUGCUGCUCCACCCAUAAAAGUUGCAUAUAAUGACACUACAGAACCUGUGCAGUCUCGGUUAUACAAAUGUUUAAAAGUAUGGUCCAUGUAUGCUGAUUUAGAAGAGAGUUUUGGUACUUUUAAGUCAACUAAAGCUGUAUAUGACCGUAUUAUUGACCUCAAAAUAGCAACACCCCAAAUCAUCAUUAACUAUGGCUUGUUUCUUGAAGAAAAUAGUUAUUUUGAAGAAGCAUUCAAAGCCUAUGAAAAAGGCAUUGCUCUCUUUAAAUGGCCCAAUGUGUAUGACAUCUGGAAAACCUAUCUGUCAAAAUUUUUAAAACGUUAUGGUGGGCAAAAAUUAGAACGAGCUCGAGAUCUUUUUGAGCAAUGCUUAGAUGGCUGUCCAGCCAAGUUUGCAAAAUCUAUUUAUUUACUAUAUGCGAAACUUGAAGAAGAACAUGGACUUGCCCGCCAUGCUAUGGCUAUUUAUGACAGGUCAACCCGAGCAGUAGAACCUGAUGAACAGUUUGAGAUGUUCAACAUUUACAUUAAGAAAGCUGCCGAAAUCUAUGGAGUGACUUAUACACGCCAGAUAUAUGAGAAAGCUAUUGAGGGAUUACCAGAUCAUUAUGCUCAACAAAUGUGUUUGAGGUUUGCAGAUCUUGAGCAAAAACUUGGGGAGAUAGAUCGUGCAAGAGCCAUUUAUGCUCACUGUAGCCAGAUGUGCGACCCCAGAACAACUGUAGACUUCUGGCAGACUUGGAAAGACUUUGAGGUUCGUCACGGCAAUGAAGACACUGUGAGAGAAAUGUUGCGCAUUAAGAGAAGUGUCCAAGCAACCUAUAACACUCAGGUGAACUUCAUGUCUGCACAGAUGCUGAAUGCUGCAGCUGCUGCUGCUGGACAAAUUCCUGAGAACUUGCCAGAAAACAGUAUGCAGCAGCUUGAGGCUAAAGCUAAGGCACUUGCCCAGGAAGCCCAAAAUGAUCAGCCACAUAUGCCUGGAAGAAAGGAUAUAAUGUUUGUCCGUGGAGGAACAAAUGCUGCUGAGGAGGAGCUUGCAGAAUUGAGUAAAACAACCAAUCCUGAAGAAAUUAACAUUGAUGAUGAUUUUGAUACAGAUGAAGAAGAGAAUGUGGAAGAAGUUCAAGUAGAAAGAAGAUCUGUUCCAACAGAAGUGUUUGCUGGUUUAAAGAAAGAUCAUGAUGAUGAUGAUGAUUAAAGAUAACAAUAAUAUUGAGGUUUUCUCUUAUUGCAAUAUGCAAAUACUAAGAAAUAAUAAAAGGUAAAUCAUAAAGAAAUGUAAUACAGGUGUCAUUCUGAUAAAAAAAAAACUGAAAUUAAUUUAACAAACAAAGUAUUUUAAAUAAAUGUGGAUAGUCUAAGAAAUGACUAAUCACAAUGUAAUUAGAAUGAUGAUAGCUUAUUCUUUAGAGAUACAACUUCAGAUUUUACAAAAUGACAUUUGUUAACUUUAUAUCACCAUCAUUAGUUCUCUCAAGUUCAUUCUACAGUUUUUACUUUUUUAACAGAUUCAAUUAUUUUAGUGUUGCUGUAAAUACUCUCAAACAAACAGAAUUAACAUCAUAGUUUUAUGAGAUACUGAAAAUUGCUUAUAAUGUUCAAACUAACAAAGGAAGUUGUAUUUGUUUGUGGUAAGUUAUUACUAAGAAUGAUAAACUUGCCUUGAAGUAUACAGUCUGUAUGAGAAUGUCCAAUGAUUAAAAGGUAUAUGAAUCUUCCCCA
Molecule: messenger RNA, 3190 nt
Organism: Limulus polyphemus (Atlantic horseshoe crab)
Lineage: Eukaryota; Metazoa; Arthropoda; Merostomata; Xiphosura; Limulidae
Gene: fand
Product: pre-mRNA-splicing factor SYF1-like
Exons: 2
Coding region: 90-2666 (858 amino acids)
Biological process (GO): mRNA splicing, via spliceosome; generation of catalytic spliceosome for first transesterification step
Cellular component (GO): post-mRNA release spliceosomal complex; U2-type catalytic step 2 spliceosome; Prp19 complex
Molecular function (GO): protein binding
Source: RefSeq, a predicted model, not a curated record